GCAAACAGCGGUCGCGGUAAAGCAAACAGAAACAGUAGCAGAAGCAGCUGCAGCGACGCAAGCAAUUAAUUAGUAUAAAUUACUAUUUAAAGCAGGGCAACAUUUGCAAUAGAAUAUAUCGUAUAUACUAUUUCAAAAUACAUAUUUCGAAACAAUACAAAACUAAAAUGCUGACCAACACUCACCGGAUCAUGGCCAGCUCUCUGCUGCUGUUGCUAAUCGGCCUGCCAGUUAUUCGAGCCGAUCUCAUGUGCUACGUCUGCGAUGACUGUGAACAGCUGCCCAAGGAUGCCCCUCUGCUGGCCUGCAACGAGGAAUUCUUCAAUCCCGGCGGCAGCACAGAGGCCUCCACGGUGACCACCACCACGACUACAGAGGCCAGCACCACGGCCAUGAGCACAGAGGAAACAACCACGCCUGAAAUGACCACAAUAAGUGCCGAAACGAGUCCUCAAACCACUGAAACCACGACCACUACGCCGGUGGAGACGACCACACCGGAGCCCACAACCGAGAGCAGCCAGAGCACGGAGAGCACCCAGAGCACCGAGGCCCCAGCGCCCACACCGCCCACCGCUGGACCCGUGCAGACCACCACAGGAGUGCCAACGCCGCCCGCCGAGGAUCUAUUCUUUGUCGCCGCCAUGAACGCCACCCGACUGGUGCCUGUGGAGAGCUCCACGCCCUCGCUGGCAGUCCGCCAGCGACGAGCGGUGGUGGAUACGGAGGUCACCUAUCACUGCUACUCCGUUCAGGUGGAUGUUAACGGCACUAUGAGCACGAAUCGGGGCUGCUCCCGGGUGAGCACCUAUGAGGGCGUCUGCGAUCUCCUGAAGAUCCAGAACAACAACACAGAGUUGGCCAACUGCAAUCCCUGCAGCAUGAAUGCCUGCAAUGGUGGCAAUGCCGUCAGGACCUCCAUCCUGGCCACACUCCUGGUGGCCUUUGUGGCCUUCGCCCUGCAGCGAAACUAAGUACCUAAUCUUCAUCCAUCCUCCCGGUGCUUAAAAGACACACUCAUCAUUUAAUAUUAAAUUUAUGUAAUUCUAAGACACGCGAAUAUCGAAAUAUAUAUAUAUAUAUAUACUAAAAACUACAUUUAAAUCUAACCAAAUGUAAAGCUUACGCCGAACACUUAAUAAAUAAUAUGUAAUUAU
Molecule: messenger RNA, 1157 nt
Organism: Drosophila serrata
Lineage: Eukaryota; Metazoa; Arthropoda; Insecta; Diptera; Drosophilidae
Source: RefSeq, a predicted model, not a curated record